Messenger RNA from Volvox carteri f. nagariensis, 2403 nucleotides. RefSeq lists its product as uncharacterized. Gene Ontology annotation, cellular component: cytosol. Gene Ontology annotation, biological process: trehalose biosynthetic process. Gene Ontology annotation, molecular function: catalytic activity. The transcript has 15 exons. Lineage: Eukaryota; Viridiplantae; Chlorophyta; Chlorophyceae; Chlamydomonadales; Volvocaceae. Bases 1 to 2403 code for a protein of 800 amino acids. The record is from RefSeq and is a predicted model, not a curated record.
AUGGCGGCCGAGUGGUUACGCAGGCUAAUUAUCGUGUCCAACCACCUGCCGCUGAGGGUGAAGCGCGGCGCAACUGGCUGGGAAUUUGAAUGGGAUGAGGAUGCUCUUGUUGGUCAGGCGAAGGAGGGAGUUCCCAAGGACCUCGAGGUGCUGUAUGUGGGCUCACUUCCAGUCGAUGUGGCCUUGGAGGAGCAGGAUGCGGUUGCUGCACAACUUAAGCGUCUCUACAACUGUUGUCCGGUGUUUCUGGACAAGGACAUCCGCGACAAGUUCUACAAGGGAUGCUGCAAGCAGCAGCUGUGGCCACUUUUCCAUUAUGUGCUCCCUGUUUCCCCGGAUAGCUCGGGGAGAUUCGACCAGGAAAUGUGGCAAUCAUAUGUGAAGGCGAAUAAGGUAUUUUGCGAGAAGGUUGUGGAGGAAUCGGCAACGGAUACGGAUUAUGUUUGGAUCCACGAUUAUCAUUUGCUGGUCUUGCCCAGCUUGUUGCGCAAGCGCUUCAACCGGAUACGGUGCGGCCUGUUUCUGCACUCACCGUUUCCGUCAUCGGAGAUUUUCCGAACGUUCCCGAAGCGAGAGGAGCUGCUGCGGUCGCUACUGAAUGCCGACGUCAUCGGUUUUCACACUUUUGACUAUGCACGUCACUUUCUUUCUUGCUGCACGCGCAUGCUCGGGCUAGAGCACGAAACGUCACGCGGGUCAAUUACAAUCGACUAUUACGGCCGGACAGUGGGCAUCAAGAUUAUGCCCACAGGUGUGAAUCCCAGUCGGUAUCUGGACGGGUUUUCUUGGGAUGAAUUCAAGUGGCGGCGCGGGGAGCUGCUUGCCCAGUACGCGGGUCUGACGGUGCUGGUAGGAUGCGACGACCUGGACGUCUUCAAGGGCGUAGAGCUCAAGCUGUUGGCGUUGGAACGGCUGCUGGAGCAGCACUCGGAGUGGCGGGGGCAGCUGGUGCUGGUGCAGAUCACUAAUCCGCCCCGUUCCACGGGGCGCGAUAUUACGGAGCUUCACCGCUGCGUCAACAACCUGGUGGAUUCUAUCAACCGGAAGUACGGCAAGGGGUCGUACCAGCCGGUACAGUACCUGGAGCGCCACGUGCCGCUGCACGAGCGCAUGGCUUUUUACUCGGUUGCCGACUGCGCUGUGGUGACAGCUACACGCGACGGCAUGAACCUGGUGCCGUACGAGUAUGUGGUAUGUCGUCAGGGCCCGGACGGUUGGGAUGGCAGCGGCGGAUCUGGCGGCCGUAGGGAGAGCAUGCUGGUGGUGUCGGAGUUUGUGGGCUGCUCCCCUUCGUUGAGUGGCGCAAUCCGCGUCAACCCCUGGUCGGUGGAGUCGACCGCGGACGGCAUCUAUGCCGCCAUCAAGCUGCCCCGUGAGCACCGUCAGCUCCGACACGAGAAGCACUGGCGCUACGUGAGCCAGCACACGGUGGCUUACUGGGCCACCAGCUUCGUGGCGGAGCUGCAGCGUGUGACCAAGAACCACGUGACCAUGAAGUGCUACUAUUUAGGCCUGGGGCUGGACACGUUCCGCAUGGUGGCGCUGGACGCCAACUUCCGACGGCUGGAUGACCGCCACGUGGCGUCCACAUACGCGAGCUCCCGCUUCCGCGCGUUCUUCCUGGACUAUGACGGCACGCUCACGAGCGGUUCCUCGUCGUCCCUGACGCUGGCGCCGUCGGAGCAGCUGCUGGCGGUGCUGCGGGCUCUGGCAGCGGACCCACGGAACCGCACCUUCCUCUUCAGCAGCAGCCCGAAGUCGGACCUAGCCACCUGGUUUGCAUCCAUUCCCAACCUGGGCCUGGUGGCCGAGAACGGCUUCUUCUACCGGGCCAUUGGCAGCAGCAGCUGGGAGACUCUGGUGCCCCACGCGGACUUCAGCUGGAAGCGUAUGGCUGAGCCCAUUCUGAAGCAAUACGUGGAGUCCACGGAUGGCUCCAGCGUGGAGGCCAAGGAGAGCUCAUUGGUGUGGCAUUAUCGGGACGCAGACCCGGACUUUGGCACCUGGCAGGCCAAGGAGCUGUUGGACCACUUGGAGGGAGUGCUCUCGAAUAAGCCAAUAGAGAUUGUGGGUGGCCAGGGCUAUGUGGAGAUCAAGCCCCAGGGCGUCUCCAAGGGGCGCGCGCUGGAGCGGUUGCUGGCAUCCGCCGGGCUGGCGUCGAAUGGUCUGGACGGUCCGGACUUCAUGCUGUGCAUAGGGGAUGACCGCAGCGACGAGGACAUGUUCACAUCCAUUAAGACGUUGAAGUCCUCGCUCACCGGGACGGCUGAGGUGUUUGCCUGCACGGUGGGUCAGAAGCCAAGCCGGGCGCCCUUCUACCUCAACGACCCUGGGGAGGUGCUGCAGCUGCUAGCGCGGCUCGUGGAGGUGUCGCUCCCGCAGCACUCCGGGGCCGCCCGUUGA